GGAUUCCCAUGAUGCACCGCUUAGUCACGGACGGAAGUUCCGGCGGAGUUGACCAUCUUGUGCAUAGAGAAGAUCUUUGACAACACUGACAAGAUCUGCAGGCAGAUAAGCUGGCUGGCAGGGCCUUUAAAGAAACUCCGGGGAUGUUGGGCUGGGGAGAUUAAAAUUAAAGAAAUUUUCCAGUGGCACUUGCUACACCCACACAGUUUGUGUUUGCCAGAGCCUGGAAGAAAACCUCUGAAAAAAAACAUUGAUAAACAUUCCUCACACAAGAUUUGUAAAAAGAACUGUCUUCUGCAACAUCUCAGCAUUCACAGUGCGACAGGAUUGUUGGGCAAGGCGUUCCAGCGCAUAAACUGCUUCAGGGAGUCCAGAUCCAUCUUGCAACUAAAACUGGAAAGUGUGUGGGAACAGGUCCAAAUUGUGUUUUGGUGAGCCUUAUCCACCUUUGCAUGAAAAGACUGUCGUCAUUAUUAUGAAACAUGGACCAAAGUGCAGUUGACAGUCCAGUGACCUUAGUCAUCAAGGCUCCAAACCAAAAAUACGAUGAUCAGACUAUAAAGUGUUUUUUGAACUGGACAGUCGAAAAAUUGAAAACACACCUUUCAGAUGUGUAUCCAAGCAAGCCGGCGUCAAAGGAUCAAAGACUAGUCUAUUCUGGCAGACUUCUUCUGGACCAUCUUCAGUUGAGAGAUGUCUUCAGAAAGCAUGAUGAGUAUCACAUGGUUCACUUAGUGUGUGCAUCGCGGACCCCGCCUGGAUCACCAGAGCAUAGUGGCAGUAACAUGAAAACGACGGCACCAGCAUCUCUCGGCCCCACAAACUUGGAAUCUGAAGCUUCUACCCCCGCUUCAUCUCGAAGCCAAGAAACGUUGCCAGUCUCUGCAAGUACAAGUACAGAGGGACUGAGGCAUCGGAACAGUCAGCAGCAGCAAACCAGCCCUGAGCUGAGCUAUGCGUCUCCAGACUUUAUGCAAGGACAUCUGGGUAACCCAGUUCCCAUGCAGCAUGGCAUUCCUGCUGGGCUUCCCAUGUACCCUUUAUACAGUCCAAUACAGAUGUUGUGGUGGCAGCAAAUGUAUGCACGGCAUUACUACAUGCAGUUCCGAGCAGCAGCAGCAGCAUCGUCCCAGGGAUCAGAUUCUGUCCUCCCGUCUAUCCCUACUUCCUCCCAGUCCACCGAUCCUCCACCUCAGAACGAGCCCCCGGUCGUGCCCAAUGCAGCUGUGCCGGAGAACAGGCCUGUGAACCAGAACAUCCAGAUGAACGCUCAGGGCGGCCCAGUGAUCAACGAUGACGGUCUGAACCAGGACUGGUUAGACUGGAUGUACACCUUCUCCCGAGCCGCCAUUCUGCUGAGCGUCGUGUACUUCUACUCCUCAUUCAGCCGCUUUGUCAUGGUGAUGGGGGCCAUGCUGCUAGUUUACUUGCACCAGACUGGCUGGUUUCCAUUUCGACCAGAUGUGCAGAAUCAGCCAGGAGAAGUCAACCAGGAGGAACAGGAGGCCGAUUACAAUCAGGAUAUGCAGGAAAUGGAGCGGCUCAUGGACGAUGGACUAGAUGAAGACAGUGGGGACGACACAGUGGAAGGCCCCGAUAUGACUCCGCACCCUGGAUGUCUGGCCUCGGCAUGGUCCUUCAUCACUACAUUUUUCACCUCUCUCAUCCCUGAAGGGCCACCCCAUCCUGCCAAUUAGAUGCAGCAAGGCCUGAAAGCCGCUUCACAGUUUACAAGUUGCAUUAUGCUGCACUCAUGCUUCUGACAAACUGACAUUAAGCGUGUUCAUGGAUUCAGAAAAGCAAGGCACUUCUGCGUAGGUUUUUAUCUCCCUGUCUGUAAAACUUCUCUUUCGAUCAUGACAUAUAAAAUGUUUGUAUGAGGGAAAAAAAAAGUUUGCUAUCUUCUAUUUUUGACUUUUGAAAUGGCAGUUGUUACCUGUGUUUUUGCUUUCAGUAUUAAAGGGAGAAAAAAGGUGACGGCUGUAUAUGUGAACAGCUGUAUAUAUCACACUACAUCUCUCUAAAAUUCGAUUAUGUUCCAAGUAACCUGUUUGUAUGUACAUCCAACAAUAAUAAAAAUAUAAUAAAAAAUACUUUGCAAUAGAUUGAUGAAGCAUGCAUGUUGUGAAUAUUUCGAGCUUCAGUUUAAUAACACUGGUUCAACACUGCCAAGUGAACUUUUGGGUCUUCAAAUGCUUUCCAGCUUAUAAAUCGUACAAAGUUAACUGACCUAGAAUAUUUGGGAAUUUUGUAUUUAUUUUUCAAAAUGACUAGCAGAAAGCACAGUGUGAUAAUCAACAUUUUAAAUGAUCUAUAAUCACAUUUUGUUGUAGUAUCCCAUAUACUGUAGUAUACAAGGCAAACGAUACAAUAAAACAAUGCUUUGGGACGCUAAGUCUGUCUUCACACUCAACUGAAGUGUUUAUUUAUUAACAUCUCCACUGCUUCCAAUCUAACUUAUAACACAGCAGUUAAUAUGUUGUGGAAGCAGUAAAAUGCAAGAGAAACUGUUGUCAGCAGAUGGCAGUAUCUCUGCUUUGAACACACUGGAAGAUAACAGCUAAUGCAGGGGAAGGCAUAUGGUAACUCUUGAGUGUACACGGUUGGAGCAAAGACUACACUGUGGAACGACCUGGGGUGCCUAAUAUAUUUCCUUAACCAUUGCUGUUAGGUAUCACCUGACAUUGGUACAGUUUAUAAAAAAUAAUUCUAUUAUAAUAAUAAUAGAUAAAGCUACUGAAUGGUAAUAAUGUAUUUUAUUCUUUCUGCAGGACUGGUAACGGGUGGUCAGAUAGGUGAGCCAUUUUAUGCAGCAAUGGUCCUGAAAGCUGUGCACAAGACAGCAGCAGCAUUAACCCUUUACUGCCCUGGAUAUGUACUCACGCCUGUUUUCUCAAUGUCAUAUAUAUAUAUAUUGUAACACAGCAGGGAGGGGGUUAAUCCUCCCUGCAUGAAGAAAAAAACAUGUGAGAAUGCACAUUUGUUUGAUUGUUUGUUAAUUGGUUUAUUGUUAAUGAUCCCCUGCACCUGGUAGUUAUUGUUAAAUUAGGACCAGGUGCAGGGUAUAUAAGGGGUGCAGUCAGUCUGCUCACGGCUGCUGUCUAGAAGGAGGCAGGAAGGUGUGCUCUGCUUCCAAGCAGUUGUCAAGGGUGGCAAUACUGUGUGUGUUGUGUUGUGGGGAAACGGCUUAGCCGUCCCACUUUAUAGUCAGGGUGUUCCUGAGUCUUAGUUAGUGCUCCGAAGGAGCUAGGUGUUUGUUUUUGUUUUUGUAUUUCGGUUUGUAUUAUUAAAAGUGCGCGGAAGCGCUGAACCCCCAA
Molecule: messenger RNA, 3317 nt
Organism: Acipenser ruthenus (sterlet)
Lineage: Eukaryota; Metazoa; Chordata; Actinopteri; Acipenseriformes; Acipenseridae
Product: homocysteine-responsive endoplasmic reticulum-resident ubiquitin-like domain member 2 protein
Exons: 9
Coding region: 483-1697 (404 amino acids)
Biological process (GO): endoplasmic reticulum unfolded protein response
Molecular function (GO): protein binding
Source: RefSeq, a predicted model, not a curated record